GCGGCGCUUGCGCAUCGCCUUUCUUUUCGGAUUCCCGGCGAGGCUGCUACUGUGGUCCUGAGCGUGUCGCCCGGGCCGUCGCCAUGGUGAAGCUGAGCAAAGAGGCGAAGCAGAGGCUGCAGCAGCUUUUCAAGGGAGGCCAGUUUGCCAUCCGCUGGGGCUUUAUUCCUCUCGUGAUUUACCUGGGAUUUAAGAGGGGUGCAGAUCCUGGAAUGCCUGAACCAACUGUUCUGAGUUAUUUCCAUAGGGAAACAGUACCUUAGAAAACACUAUCAGAGAUGGGACUACCUGGUCAAGCUGUGUGAACAUUUUCCAAGCACUGAAAGUUAUCGUCAAAUACUUCUUCCCAAGAGGCCAUUAACCUUUCUAAGAUGAAACGUUUCCUCUUUUAUAAGUUGGGCAUAAUACCUGCUUUAUAAAGUUGCCAUGAGGAUUGAAUAAGAAUGUUGAAUGUAAAAUAUUAACAGUCCUUGACAAGUAAUGUAUGAGCAAUAAACUAUUAAUAAAAUUUUUUAAUCCUUUUCUCUGUCGUCUCCUUUAACCCACUUCUUUCUCCUGUGAGAACUCUGCUCUAGCUACACGAUACUGCACACUAAUCCCAGAAUAAACUGUUUUUUUCAUGCCUUUGUUUGCUUAUUCUCCCUCAGCCUGGAAUGCUUCUUCCUCUCAGUUUCCACUAGUCUAGAAAAGCCCAAUCUCAAAUGUCAUCUCUUCCCUGAAUCUUCUCCCACUUCUCCUAACUGAAAUUGCUCCAUUUUUUGUGUUCCUGUAGUAGUCUUUUUUUUUUUUUUUUUUUUUUUGGCACACGGGCUUAGUUGCUCUGCCGCAUGUGGGAUCUUCCUGGAGCUGGGAUCGAACCCGUGACCUCUGCAUUGGCAGGCGGAUUCUUAACCACUGCGCCACCUAGGAAGCCCCCUGUGGUAUUCUUUUGUGUCCGUCAUUCUCUGCCUUGUUGCUUAUUUGCGUUCUGUUUUGCCCUGUAAGUACCUAAAGUAGCUGCCAACUACUUUGGCAACAUGUUUUAAGUGUUGAAUGAACUUAAUUGAAUGAUCCUAACCUCUUGGUGAUCUUGGUACAGGAAUUGAUACAGCAUUUCCUCCUGUACAGUGUUUAGACUGGAUCUGCCUGCUGAGAAAUAGCAUUUUUUUGUGCCCCAGGUGAUCCAGGGUCCAGAGGUGGGGAUAGGUGUGCCCUUUUGUAAUAUUGGCCUCAGUUAUCCCACCAAGAGGUGACCCUUCAAAGUUGCAGACUAUUUGAAGCAGCCACCCCCUGCUUUUCUUUCUUCACCUUAUGUCAUCUCAGUGCUCCUGUCAUUACUGGUGCUGGUGAUCAUUCUGUUCUGUCAUUGGGGACAUUUUCUGGUUUCUCUCCAGGGGUAUUUGUGAUUUAGGAAGGAACUGAGGAGUGUUGAUGAGAGUUAUCCCAUUAUAGAAUUUCACAUACUGUGCUGCUUGCACUGGAGAGACUUGACUAAGAGGUCUUCCUGGGUUGCCUAGUCUAUACCCUGAAAGGAAUAGACUUGUAUCUGCCAGGGUUUUUAGUAAUAUAAAUGUGUUAUUAAUACAAAACUUACUCAGCAAUAUAAAGUUUAUUGUUUAUGUAUAAAUUUAUUUGUGUAUUCCUUAUGGAGGUAAUAUGGUUCACGGUUUACUGGUCUGUUUCCCCUUGUUAAGUUGUUGGAUUCCUUGGGAUCAGGUCCCCAUUCGUCUUAGUGUUCUCCUCUUUCACCAAGGAUGGUGCGCUGUAUGUGGUUGGUUGAUGUGAAUGCCUUAUUCAAAAUGCAGAAUUUAGUGAAUAAGGGGCAAUAUCUUAGUAAAACAUUAUUGAGGCAAAAUAUAUGAAUACUAAGUAACUGAGAGAAUGAUUGUUCCCAUUAUCUAUAUAAGGCCGAGGAAGAUUUUCUUUUCUCUUUAUCUUAGAUGCUGAUUACCAGUGAGGAAGAGACCUUGAUAAAUGAAUAAUCUGUUUUCAUAUCUUAGCAAAAAUACUUGGGGUUUUAAUACACUUUUGAAAAUUGGAAAUAGAUGUAUGUUGGUUUGUUUUACAUGCAAAGGAAAAAUACUUUCUAAAAAUAAACUUAGGAUGCUCAGAUUGUCAUUUUGUAAUGCAGUUUUAUUUGACAUACUACUAGAAACUACAUUUUUAAUCAGCAGGACUUAGAAAUAAAACACCUUUUGUCUCCUUCCUGGCUUUAAUAAUGAUAUAGCUUUAUUUUCUGGGUUCAUCAGUCCUUGUUAAUCUUUUGAUUGACCUCAAUGUAUGUUUUCCUUUUUGUUUAUAAUAGGUAACUACAAUAAAAAGUAAUAAAACUGUGUUUCUUUAAAUAGGUCUCUGAUUUUUUUUGCUCAAUGAGACUGAUCCUUCUGCUAACUCUGAAUUUGAUAGAUGAGUAAACACAAACAUAAAUGUAUAAAAUCUCCUAGUUCUUAAGCUAUGUUUAAGAAGUUUUUGCUUUGGGGUUUAAUUUGUUUUUCCUCUUCAC
Hippopotamus amphibius kiboko is the source of this 2482-nucleotide messenger RNA. It is a transcript of the gene TOMM7, whose product is annotated as translocase of outer mitochondrial membrane 7. Gene Ontology annotation, cellular component: mitochondrial outer membrane translocase complex. The record is from RefSeq and is a predicted model, not a curated record. Gene Ontology annotation, biological process: protein import into mitochondrial matrix. The transcript has 3 exons. Bases 84 to 263 code for a protein of 59 amino acids. NCBI's taxonomy places the organism in Eukaryota, Metazoa, Chordata, Mammalia, Artiodactyla, Hippopotamidae.